GCCCUCUCUCUCUCUUUUUUUCUCCCUCGUUCUCCAUUUCCAGCUGUUUUUGGAGCACACAGCAAGAACCAGGGAAGUUCUCCACCAAUUGUUUCUGUCCUCAGAGGAGCUUGGCGGUCGGACCCUCCCUCCUUCUAUCUCUCUCCCCUCUCACUCCUCUGUCUCUCUCCCCCUCUCUCUCCUCCCCUUGUUGUGACAGAGCACACCUGCUUGAUCUUGGCUGCACGCGCUCUGAGUCCAAUUACCCCAUAGGCCCUCGCAGCCACUUCACAGUCUCAUCCCCCCCACUCGACUGGAUUUUUGUGAGUCAAGCUCAUCUCUUAAACUAUCUUUGCCUUGCUUCAACUGAGAACAGGCUCCCUGCUCGUAGCGCCAUGAGGUCGGCCUGUCUCUCUCUGCUCCUGGUCACCGCCUGCUGGGCCCUGCCCUUCCGCCAGUCCGGCUUUUUAGACUUCAUGAUGGAGGACGAGGCGGGAUCAGGUCAGGACGAGAAAACAGAUGUCUCUCAUCAGGGUCCUUCAGUCCGUACCUCGCCAGAAGGACCAAAGUGCCCCUUCAGAUGCCAGUGCCACCUGCGAGUGAUCCAGUGCUCUGACCUCGGUCUGAAGACCGUCCCUGAGGACAUCCCAGCUGACACCACCAUGCUGGACCUGCAGAACAACAAGAUCACUGAGAUCAAGGAGAAUGACUUCAAGAACCUCAAAGGACUACAUGCUCUGAUCCUGGUGAACAACAAAAUCAGCACCAUCCACCCCAAGGCUUUCAGUCCUCUGCACAAGCUGCAGCGUCUCUACCUGUCUAAGAACAUCCUGAAGGACAUGCCCGCCAACAUGCCCAAGAGCCUGCAGGAGCUGCGCAUCCACGAGAACGAGAUCUCCAAGAUCAAAAAGGCUACCUUCGAGGGCAUGUCCCAUGUCAUCGUGAUGGAGCUCGGGUCCAAUCCUCUGAAGAGUGCAGGAAUCGAGGCCAAUGCUUUUUCUGAUCUGAAGAGGGUCUCUUACAUUCGCAUUGCAGACACCGAAAUCACAGAGAUCCCUAAAGGUCUGCCCAGCUCUCUCUCUGAGCUCCACCUGGAUGGAAACAAGAUCUCCAAGGUGACCGCUAGCAACCUCGAGGGCCUGAAGAACCUGGCCAAGCUGGGUCUGAGCUACAAUGAGAUCAGCUCUGUGGAAAAUGGCACUCUUGCUAACGUCCCCCACCUGCGAGAGCUGCACCUCGACAACAACGCUCUCACCACUGUUCCUGCUGGCCUGUCCGACCACAAGUACAUCCAGGUGAUCUACCUCCAUACCAACAAGAUUUCAGCUGUGGGAACAGAAGACUUCUGUCCUCCUGGUCUCAACCACAAGAAGGCCAUGUACUCUGGCAUCAGCCUGUUCGGCAACCCUGUUCCUUACUGGGAAGUCCAGCCCAUCACCUUCCGCUGCGUCUUCGACCGCUCCGCCAUCCAGCUCGGCAACUACAGGAAGAAGUAGAGCGUCCCGCGCGCCUCCGCAAGGAAGUGUGUGUUUGUAAAUGAUUGUGUGAAAGUUUUCUAAGUAUGCAUGUAUGACUAGAGCCUCACAACACUGACCCCCGGCAACACUGCCUCCCCAACAAAUGACAAUGCCAUUAUUCACAAAACUUUAGUGGACUUAAACGCAACAUAUCAUUUUUAUUGUAGCUUAAAGGUUGGUGCAACAGUACACAGUUUACACAGCAAACACCAGCAUACUACGGUGAUGCUCUCACACACAGCACAUCAUUCAUAGAAAUAGCUAGGCAAGCACUAACAUUGCAAAUAUGUUCUUGCAUACAUGUUAUUUUCAUUUAACGGAUACAUUGAAAUACAGAGGUGAUUUUUAACCAAAUGGGAAAUGUUUAAAAACCUACUUUAAGUCAGCUUUCUUGACCUUGAGCCAUUGUAUGCAUUUUAAGAAACCUGGCCUGUAGAGCAGGCAGCAAGGGGUUAACUUGUGUUUUAAAAUACCUUUAACAACUGGUAUACUAGAAUGUACUAGAUAUUACCUGUGUACUAGGAAUAGCAUUCAGAGUGUAUUAUUACCUUGAAAGAACUUUGAGUUUCUAUUUGUAUUGUUCUCAAUUCAAGGGAUAAAAUCAACCGUGUCUUCUAUCACAUUGUGAUUUCUUGUGCUGAUUUAGUUUUGGGUGUUUUUACAUUUUUUCUUCAUCACACCUCCUAUCUUGUUCCUCCUCCUAGUGUAUGUUGUUCCAUACAAAAAAACAAGGUGAAAAUAGCUUAUAAAAAUUUAGAAUAAACCAUAUAUGUUUUAAACAGAAGCCAUUCCCAAAGAUUUAUAUGCAUGCUCUUGUUUUUUUUCUUGCAACUUGAACCUGAUGCUUUGUGGAAUCCCUUGUUGAUGCUUGUCUGUAUCUCACGCUAGUUUCCCUGUCAUUUAUUUUUUCCUUUUUCAAGAAUAAUUGGAUGGUGUAUGUGGACCGGCAUGCCCACUGCAAAAAUGUUGGUGUGAAUGUUGUAUGUAUAGACGCUGUAUAUAAAUGCUGUAUAAAAAACCUCUCGUUUUACUUAAAAGGCACAAGCACUUACCAUAGCUCAGACUUAAUAUAUCAGCAACAACGGUGUUCCUCUUUCUUUCCGGAGCAGGGGCUCCAGCUAAGGUGUCCUGAACAAAAUAAAAAUACUAAUGGAAAAA
Molecule: messenger RNA, 2654 nt
Organism: Gymnodraco acuticeps
Lineage: Eukaryota; Metazoa; Chordata; Actinopteri; Perciformes; Bathydraconidae
Gene: dcn
Product: decorin
Exons: 8
Coding region: 375-1475 (366 amino acids)
Molecular function (GO): protein binding
Source: RefSeq, a predicted model, not a curated record